GUCAUAAAUAUAGCUAAGUACAGCAUAUUUAAAUAUGCUGUAAACUUAUACGCCGGUACUCCACUUUUCGAAUUGGCUCCAAUUAUAAAUCUUAUCUAGCCUUAUCGCGCGCGGCACCGAUGAUAAUGCUUUGUCGAUCGAUGACGCAUCUAAAAAUUAUACCGUAGGCGUAAUAUAUCAAUUUCGGUGGUUGUCGCGAUCAUAAGCAGUCGCGAGACUUUGCAAAUAUGUUGUCGAUAAAUCGAGAAAACGAACCGAGGAUUAGUGUCUUUGACAAUUACUAUGACGGCAGCAGCUCUGAAUUCGACGAAACUGAAGAAGAAAGUUUGCAGAAGGACAUUCUAUCAUGGGACGUAUUCGAAUGUCUUCCUCCACCAGAAAGUGGAUCUAUGCAAAAUAACAAAUUUUUCGAGAUCGUCAUUUGGAUCUUAAAGAUAUUCAUUUAUGGAUUGUUAUUUACUAUUGUUUUAUGCAGCGGUAUCGCAUCUAAAUUUGCGGUCCUAUUGGCCACCGCGCAACUACAAAAAAAUCAAUUGUUACCCUCUUGUAACCAUACGACUUUAGAAUUAGAGGAGCUUUCUACUGAACACAUGCAGAAAAAUGGCCGUAUAGAAUGGACAUGGUGUUUGAUUCUCAUAUUUCUUGUGCCGGAAUGCAUCGGGGUGUUAAACACCUUAUGGCACUAUCUAUUCAAAAGGAAACCAAAAAUGCCAAAGAAACGAAACAUUUUGCUUAUGAUCCUGAUAGACACGCUUCACACGAUCGGUUUAGUGUUGUUAAUUUUUAUCAUUCUACCGAAAAUCGGUAUGGUGCAAGGCGCUGCAAUUUUCUGUUGUCUAUGUUUUGUACCAGGAUUGUUAAAUCUACUUUCGCGAAAUAAAGAGAGUCGGAAUGUAUCGAUAAGCAAAAUAAGAUUGCUAAAAAUUUUUGAUGUACUGGCAUUGAUCGCCCAAGUCAGUGGAAUGUUAUGGCCUUUGAUCCUUAAUUUAGUCAAAGAUAAUGUCGAUAAAACAUUGAUGUGGAUUUCUCCCAUUGCUUUCGUGUUGUGCUCAGUUCGCUGGUGGAGCAACUUUGUGUCGUCCCACAGCAACAUUGGUUUGGUCCGAUUCUUAUUUCAUGCGAAAGAAGAUCUUCAACCAGGUCAACACGUCGUACAAGGAUAUGUUUCAAUUUGGAGGAUAUUCAUUUUUAUCGCAGGUGCUCUCGUUGUUAACAAUUGCGAAGAAAUAGAUGCCAGAAGCUUCUUCUUACCGAAUUUUGAAACCCGUACACCUCUUUAUAUCUUUGCGAUUCAAGCUGUUUGCGCCAUGACGAUGUAUCAAUCUUGCAAAUUCGCUUACAGAACCCAUAUGCACCAGUUUGGUUUCGCAUUUCCAACAAAUCUGGCUAGCCUAGGGGCGGUGUGUUUGACAGUAACAUUGUGCAUCGCCAGGAACAACAACAUUUGUGCUUUUUACAAAGUAACUCCAGACUAUCUUUUCUUCAAGGAAUGUCUCUUCCUCCAAGGAAAUUGGGGCGACUUUCUUUCUAAGUGGUACAUUUGGUUCUGGCUGACAUGGCUCAUGUCACAAUUAUGGAUCACAAUGCACCUGUGGACCACCGAAAACGAAAGACUAGCAUUAGCAGAAAGGAUCUUCUCUACAAUCACUUACGAUUCGCUUAUGAUUGACCAAUGUUUAGCUUUAAAUAGAAAGACGCAGAAUGAAAAUAUCGCGCAAGAUCUGCACGAAGAGGAAAACUGCAAAAAUACUCAACUUUCAAAUGGCGACAUAAGGCUCGAAGCUACCGAUGUUAGCUUAAAUGUUGCAGGAAGGAUCGAACAAGAUUUUGACAAAGAUGAUCCGGAUACAGCAGUUAAUAAACGUAAAGAUCGAGUUACGAGAAUCUAUGCGUGCGCUACAAUGUGGCACGAAGAGAAGAGCGAGAUGAAUCAUUUGGUAGGCAGUAUUCUGCGAUUAGACAAGGAUCAAUGUGCAAUACGCGUCACGCAAAAAUAUUACAAAGUUCACAUCGAGGACUAUUAUGAAUUGGAAACGCACAUUUUCUUCGACGAUGCAUUUUGCUGCAUGCACGGCUGUGUUGGUUUGUGCAAUCAUGAUGAAAAUGAAACGCAAGUUAAUCAAUAUGUGAUUACGCUCGUGGAGACGGUCCAAACAAACGUGGAGAACUUAUGUAUGCGUUCUUCACCGCCUACUAAAUAUCCGACACCUUACGGGGGUCGUCUUGUGUGGACUUUGCCGGGAAAAACUAACUUGGUAGUUCAUCUGAAAGAUAAAAAUAAAAUUAGACACAGGAAACGAUGGAGUCAAGUCAUGUAUAUGUAUUAUCUUUUGGGCCAUCGUCUAAUGGGACUACCGAUCGACAGGGAUCGGAAAGAGAUUAUUUCUGAGAACACGUACAUUCUUACAUUGGACGGAGAUAUUGACUUUCGACCGGGAGCUGUUAAAGUUCUGGUGGAUCUGAUGAAAAAAGAUAAAGAUCUUGGUGCUGCAUGUGGUCGAAUACAUCCAGUCGGAUCAGGUCCUAUGGUUUGGUUCCAAAAAUUCGAGUAUGCUAUUGGUCAUUGGCUGCAAAAAUCUACAGAACACACGAUCGGUUGUGUUUUAUGCAGUCCUGGCUGUUUUUCGCUUUUCAGAGCGAAAGCAUUAAAGCAGCCCAACGUGAUGGCGAAAUAUGCUACCAAGUCAACCGAAGCCAGGCAUUACAUUCAGUACGACCAAGGUGAGGAUCGAUGGCUCUGUACGUUGCUUCUUCAAGUGGGUUCCCGGGUCGAAUAUUCAGCAGCGAGUGAUGCGUAUACACAUGCACCAGAACUCUUUAAAGACUUUUAUAUACAACGGCGCAGAUGGAUUCCUUCCACCGUCGCAAAUAUUUUCGACUUGUUGAUGACAGCUAAAGAGACGAGAAAAGUGAAUAACGAUAUCUCAUGGUUGUACAUUGCUUAUCAGUGGAUUCUAAUGGGAAGUACAAUCCUGGGACCAGGUACGAUAUUUUUGAUGCUGGUUGGCGCGUUCGUCGCCGCAUUUCAUAUCGACAAUUGGACCAGCUUUUGGUACAAUCUAAUCCCAAUUGGUGUAUUUGUCGGAGUUUGCUUCACCUGCAAGGAGCGGAUGCAGUUAUUAGUAGCCGAGAUUAUCAGCGCUAUAUAUGGUCUAGUGAUGGUAAUCGUUCUGGUAGGAAUUAUGUUGCAAAUCGCAGAAGAUGGAUGGCUCGCGCCCAGUAGUCUUCUUUUUUUCAUUGUUGCAUGCCAAAUGACAAUAGCUGGUCUAUUACACCCUCAGGAAGCAACUUGUCUAUUGUGCGGAGUUAUUUAUUAUAUUACUGUGCCAUCUAUGUACAUGUUGUUAAUCAUCUUUUCCGUAUUCAACGUACAUAAUGUUACAUGGGGUACACGUGAUUCGAAGAAACUGAAUAUCACUUCUCAAGAUGAGCAGAGAUCCGCAGCGAUCAGCAAUUUAUUUGGAUUUAUGAUACGAAAAAGAGAUAGGCAAGAUAAAAAUGAAAAAGGUACAUUGGAAUUUUUCUUGGGAGAUCUUUUCAAAUGCGUCUGUUGCAUUCAUUCAGGAAUUAGUUACGAAGAGAAGCGACUGAAUGAAAUCAACGAAUCCCUACAACAGAUAAACAAACGUCUGAACUUACUAGACAGAUUACAUGCAGUAAACAUGGAAGCUAACAAUGUUGCUCAAUCAUCUCCCAAUGUUAAUAUGUAUCCAAGACCAUAUUAUCCAAUGGAAGAAACAAUAGAAGAGGAAAUACAUGAAGGAAUCGAAUUACAACAUAUAACUGAUAAAAGUAACCAAGAAAAUGUUAUCUACAAGGAUGACGAUGACGACGAAAGUGACGUUCUGACGCAAGUGUCAAUAACAUCGAGCCAAGAUCAGUCUAGUUAUCUCAUUAGUCCUUACUGGCUUCAAGACGAAAGACUGCGAAGAGGUAUAGUAGAUUUCUUGUCGAACGAUGAAGAAGAAUUUUGGAAAGAUCUGAUUGGAAAAUAUUUGCGACCUAUUGAAAGUGAUGAAGAGAGUCAAAACAAAAUAACUCAAGAACUGAUGAACUGUCGUGAUGCAUAUUUAUUAAAAUUCUUCAUGUUAAAUGCUUUGUUUGUGCUAAUUGUGUUUCUUAUGCAGUUAAACAAAGAUAGAUUGCAUUUGCAAUGGCCGCUUGGAAUGAAGUAUAAUGUUACAUAUUAUUCACAAGGAAAUGAGGUACAUUUAACAAAAGAAUAUUUAAGACUCGAACCGAUAGGAUGCGUAUUUAUUGCUGCAUUCAUCAGCAUAUUAGGUAUCCAGUUCUGCGCUAUGCUAAUUCAUCGAUUUGGUACGCUUUCACAUGUACUCGCUAAUACGAAACUUCCUUGUACUAAGAUGACUUCUUCGGAAGAUGACGUUUUCGAAAAGCACGCUAAUAAAAUAGCACAGUUACUUCAACGCAUGGCGGAGGAUGACGUAAUAUUCGAACAUAGACGAAGUACCGUAACUUCUUUCAAUAAGCGAAAUGCGCACGAAUUAAUUACGGAAAAUUCAAAGAGAUCAUUGAAGAUAUUGGGAAACUUUGAAAGGUUGUUUCGACGAAAGCUUCAUGAUCCAAGUUCAGGUUUAUCACAACGUAUGUCCUCGCAAAUGCCGAAAAGUGCAUUUAGUGUCUUUGAGCGGAGGCGAUCAACAAUUUUAGCAGAAAAAAGAAGAACACGCACUCGGGAAUCGCAUGACAUUUAUUAUGAUGCUGAUAAUUUGAGAUCUUCGAACGAUCAACCUUUUCAACCAGGACAAUCAAAUUCUCAUCAAUUUCAAUAUGAUAAUCCAGGAUUUAAGCGAGAUGAGAAUAUAUGAGAUAUACAAAUGUAUAUAAAACACACAAUUGCUAAGAGAUUUACAGUUCUCCGCAGCUUUGUCUUGAUCCAUUCUUAAGGUCAACAAUGCUUUCGUGAACAAUACUGUUGGCAUUAACAAUGCAAAUCAAGACACGGAGAAAACCCGUGAACCUCUUAGCAUUUUUAAAAAGAUUGCCUUAAACGUAAAAACUUUAAGAGCAAAACAUACAUUUAAUUUAUUUUGAAAUAUAAUGUAAAAAGAAAAUUUCUCACUUCUCAUAUUGCAAUCCUUAAACUUAUUACAUUAGUAUGUUAGUAAAUCAAAUAAAAAGUAAACAAUUUGGUAAAA
This is a messenger RNA of Wasmannia auropunctata (little fire ant), 5159 nucleotides long. RefSeq lists its product as uncharacterized. NCBI's taxonomy places the organism in Eukaryota, Metazoa, Arthropoda, Insecta, Hymenoptera, Formicidae. The record is from RefSeq and is a predicted model, not a curated record. Gene Ontology annotation, cellular component: cell periphery; cell septum. Bases 228 to 4829 code for a protein of 1533 amino acids. Gene Ontology annotation, molecular function: chitin synthase activity. The transcript has 19 exons.